This is a messenger RNA of Schistocerca gregaria, 1640 nucleotides long. RefSeq lists its product as uncharacterized. NCBI's taxonomy places the organism in Eukaryota, Metazoa, Arthropoda, Insecta, Orthoptera, Acrididae. The transcript has 3 exons. The record is from RefSeq and is a predicted model, not a curated record. Bases 97 to 1371 code for a protein of 424 amino acids.
UCCCAUGUGUCUAGCUUCAACCACAAUUCCGCGUUCAAAGCCUGUUAAUUCCCGUCGUGCGGUCAUAAUCUCGUCGGCCACCUUUUCACAGCAAUCAUGUACCUGAGCGAAACACCGGCAGACAUGGUGCUAGAAAUAGUGGAGAAGGAAUCCCAUCCUGACUGGGCCAGCAGCAAGUUUCUGGUCAGAGCCUUCAAACAGGCAGGCUUCGAUGUGGUGGAGGACAGCAUCCAGCUGAAGAACGCCUGCAGCGGCGGGGGUGGCUUCAUGAGCGAGACACUGCUGUUGCGGGGGCGGACACUCAAAGGAGACGCGGCCAGCCUGGUGGUGAAGGUGUCUCUGCAAAGAGGUGGGGACGGUGCGCUCAGCUCCGACGGGCUGUUCCGGAGGGAGAGCGUGCUGUACACGAGGACUCUGCCCACGGCGGAGACGGCGCUGAAGGCUGCUGAAGGUGGCGCGUGGCGGCCGCUGUGGCCCGCCUGCCCAGGUGUGUUCGGAGGCGGGCUCGGCUGCCUGCUGCUGGAGGACGUGGUGGCCGCGGGCUUCCGCAAGGCCCCCAGUGCCGCCUCGGCUCGCGGGCUGGAUCUGGACCACUGUCUGGUCGCCAUGCGUGGGCUGGCGCGCCUCCACGCUGCCACCACGAGAAAUGCGCUCCAGGACGCCCUAGUCGAACCCCUGCUACGAGAGUCCGUCUCUUUCGGCUCCAGCCAGAUCCCACUGCUUCAGUCGCAGACAAAGACGACCGUCCUCAAGAUGGCUCAAAUACUCAACCGCUACCCGUGGUUCCGGAGGUAUAAGGACAAGUUCUUGCAAUUCGCUGACACAUUGCUGUUGCGAGCUGUUGAAGCCGUUAGUAGCUGUGACAACAAACUCACUGUCAUGCUGCACGGGGACUUCCAGAAGAACAAUAUGAUGUUCCAGUACUCAAACGAAGAGCUCGAAGUCAUAUUCUACGAUUAUCAGGGAGCCCAUAUCGGAUCUCCAGCGGAGGACCUGCAGUACUUUCUGCACACGAGCACCAGCCUGGAGGUGCUGCAGCAGCACACAGACCUGCUGCUGUCCGAGUACCACAGCACCCUGCAGCACACGUUGCGCGCCCUGGGGCUGCAGCAACAGGCGGACGCCUACCAGCUGGAGCAGCUGAGGAGGGAGAUGCAGCAGCUGGCACCAGUAGGGGUUUUCUGCACCUACAACCUGCUGCCUGUCAUGCUCAACCUAGAGGCAGUCGAUUUCGACCUCGAUACAUCGUCACCCAACUAUGCUGCCAAUGUGGACAAGUUAUUAGAGAAAUGCUACACAAAUCCUGAGUAUUUGUCCUUUGCCGAGUACUUGACGCCAUUUUUUGAGAAGAACAGUCUUCUAGAAAGUUGAGUCUCAGCAUUAGUGUUUCCUGGUGUAACAGAUCUGAAAAAAAAAAAAAAAUGUCAGCGUAUUGUAAUUAUUCGCAAUGUUCUGAAUUCAAUAAAGAAAUGUAUGAGAAUUAAGAGGGUGUGACUGGUUUCUUUAUUUUUUGGCUGGAUUAAUUGUAAAAUAGUCCCACGUUAUCAAUGGUUUCUGUAUUAUUUGAAGAUUUCAUUGAACCAGAAGGAAAAUUUACCUGUCAACUAAUGAAGAAGUGCUGUGUAAUGCAAUAUACUAUG